Zea mays is the source of this 2847-nucleotide messenger RNA. RefSeq lists its product as uncharacterized. Gene Ontology annotation, molecular function: ATP binding; ATP hydrolysis activity; microtubule severing ATPase activity. The transcript has 6 exons. The record is from RefSeq and is a predicted model, not a curated record. Gene Ontology annotation, biological process: microtubule severing. Gene Ontology annotation, cellular component: microtubule cytoskeleton. Lineage: Eukaryota; Viridiplantae; Streptophyta; Magnoliopsida; Poales; Poaceae. The coding region runs from base 1258 to 2616 and encodes 452 amino acids.
UAUAUUGAUCCUAAAGUAGCUUUGUAGAUCUCUUCGUGUCUUAAGUGGGGUGAGCAUGAUACCCUCGUAAUGAAUUUUCUAGUGCUACACAUAAGUUUCUUGCAUGCUUUGACGGAGUCACAAUCUCCAAAUUGUCUAGGAGGUAACUAGCACCGUAGCACCGUUGUCUUGCAACUCAACCAUCUAGUGUCACUUAAUACAAUCAUUUAAUGUAACACACUAUAAAUUGGUGUACCAUCUAGUGCCACUCCAUACAAUCACUCAAUGCAACACAUUAGAAAACGCUAUCGCGGAUGUUAUCUCUAUCAAACGUAUAUGAGUAGAGGUUUAAAGUUAGGCAUAAGACUUGCCGACGAGGUGGCCGAACAGCGGUGGCGGCCUGGCCAUAAAUUGGCAGCGUUGGUAGCAUGUAUUGAUGUAUGUAAGGAGAAUGAAGCUGUAUGUGGGGAUGGAUCUGUCUGUUUUUUUUUAUAAAAAAAAUCAGGCUAGGAGGUGUUUUGGAAAUACGUCGUAGCUGGGAGGGGAUAAAUGCAAAACAGCAGGUCACCACACCACAAGACGGAGAUCCAAUGGCUACGGACUCUUAGUUUUUUUCCACUUCUGGCCAUCGAAAUCUGUUGGAUACUGUCAACGUCUAGCUUUUCGGUCUAUAAAAUCAAUGUGAACCCAAAAUCGAUCAAGUAAUUGUGGUAAUAGAAAAUCGUCAUUUUCAAUAUCAUAAAUUGUGGACUUUUUUAUCUUUCUACACACGUAAUUUUCAUAUACUCAGAUUAUUUUCAUAACCAAAAUUUUAGAAAAGCUCAUCGGGAAAAACUGAAUCAAAUGUCCAUGGACACAAAAUACGUUACUAUUAUAGAAAGCCUAAUAUGUUAAUACUAUUACGGAGAAACCAUUUAAACGAAUUCUAUAACAACAAAAUAAGGUCAUGUUUGAGUUAACACAACUAAUAAAUUGUUAGUUGGAGCUAACGAACUAAUUGUUAGCUAAAGUAUUAACUACUAGGCGUUGGAAUCUCUGCCGCUAAUUUCAGCCGCUAUCUAUCGGCUCUAGUUUCAAACAGGCCUAACCGAAAGUCCAUUUCGUCCCCAAAAUUUCGAUUUUCGAAACCAAACCAAACCACUCUCCUACUACAGCUCUCGGCCUCCCUCGCGUUCUCUCCAUCGAACUGGCGAACUGCUCCUGCUCGUCUCUUCCCACACCACGCAUUUUGUCGGGAUUCGGGAACCCUAUCGCCGGAUCUUCGCGGCGGCGGCGGAAAUGGCGAAUCCCCUCGCGGGGCUGCAGGACCACAUCAAGCUUGCGCGGGAUUACGCGCUCGAGGGCCUAUACGACACCUCCAUAAUCUUCUUCGACGGCGCCAUUGCUCAGAUCAACAAGCAUCUAACUACUUUGGACGAUGCUUUGGUUCGUACGAAAUGGAUGAACUGCAAGAAAGCAAUCUCUGAAGAAGUGGAAAGUGUGAAACAGUUGGAUGCUCAAUUAAAGUCCCUUAAAGAAGCUCCUGGGACGAGGCGGUCCUCAUCACCUCCUAUUCGCUCCAAUAAAUCAUUUGUUUUCCAACCGUUGGACGAGUAUCCAACAUCUUCACCAGCUCCUUUUGAUGAUCCUGAUGUGUGGGCUCCACCAAGGGAUACACCGACCCGAAGACCAACAAGAGGUCAAUCUAGUGCAAGAAAAUCCUCCCAAGAUGGAGCCUGGGCACGUGGUUCAUCAAGGACUGGAACACCUAGCCGAAGCUCAAAACCUAAUGGGAGUAAAGGAGGCUCUGUGGUUAAAUCAUCAACUGCCUCUAACAGUUCUGUAAGGAAAGGAAAACCAAGUUCAAGCAAGGCUGAUUCAGCGGGUAUUCGUCGACCUUGGAAAGGAGUUCUUAUGUUUGGUCCACCAGGCACGGGAAAGACUCUUUUGGCAAAGGCAGUGGCUACAGAAUGUGGAACAACAUUCUUCAAUGUUUCCUCUGCAACAUUGGCCUCUAAAUGGCGCGGCGAAAGUGAGCGCAUGGUUCGUUGUUUAUUUGAUCUUGCGAGGGCCUAUGCUCCAAGUACAAUUUUCAUUGAUGAAAUUGACUCCUUAUGCACAUCACGUGGAGCAUCUGGUGAACAUGAGUCGUCAAGAAGGGUGAAGUCUGAACUUCUAGUGCAAAUUGAUGGUGUAAACAAUAGCUCCACCACUGAAGAUGGUCAGCCAAAAAUUGUUAUGGUUCUAGCUGCAACAAAUUUUCCAUGGGAUAUUGAUGAGGCACUGAGGCGGAGGCUGGAGAAGCGUAUUUAUAUCCCACUUCCAGAUUUCGAAAGCAGAAAGGCACUUAUCAACAUUAAUCUUAGAACAGUUCAGAUAGCUGCGGAUGUUAACAUCGAUGAGGUUGCUCGGAGGACAGAAGGCUAUAGUGGAGAUGACUUGACAAAUGUUUGCCGUGAUGCUUCAAUGAACGGUAUGCGGCGCAAGAUAGCAGGCAAAACCCGCGACGAGAUCAAGAACAUGUCAAAGGACGAUAUAGCCAAGGACCCAGUGGCCAUGUGCGACUUUGUGGAGGCUCUGGUGAAGGUCCAGAAGAGUGUCUCGCCUGCAGACAUAGAAAAGCACGAGAAGUGGAUGGCUGAGUUUGGAUCUGCCUGAGACCUCGGUCAUCUCCUUCAACAUUGGUUUCUGUGGUUGACACGACAAGUGUAUGUUGAUAUCCGCUGACCGCUGGUGCAUAGAUCAGAGGCACGAACUAUCUUGUAUAUUUUCAGGGAUACUACAAAUUAAGUUCACGAUUAUUUCAUUUCAAUCCCUGAUAUGUACAUUCUAGCUGUGAAACGUGUCUCAUCAAUUAGCCGUGGCAACCAUUGUCAGAUGUUGAUUGAA